UAUUUCAGGACUCAGCUGUUCUAUCUGUCUGGAUCUUUUCGAGGAUCCAGUAGCUCUUCCCUGUGGACACAGUUUCUGUUUGAAGUGUAUCCAAGUCUACUCGUGUAAGCACUAUUGGAAUGGAGUCUUUAGCUGUCCUCAGUGUAGACAAAAAUUCACUUCAACACUUGUUUGGAGUAAAAACACCAUGCUGGCUGAAGUAGUGGAGACACUGAAGAGGAGACUUCAAUCUACACCUCCUGUUCAGUGUUCUGCUGGACCUGAAGAUGUGGAGUGUGAUUCCUGCACUGAGAGAAAACACAAAGCCAUCAAGUCCUGUCUGGUGUGUCUGGCCUCUUACUGUGAAACUCACCUCCAGCCUCACUAUAAAUCUCCUGCCUUUAAGAAUCACAAGCUGGUGGAAGCCUCCAGACGACUCCAGGAGCAGAUCUGCUCUCAGCAUGACAAACUGCUGGAGGUUUACUGUCGCACUGACCAGCAGUGUAUCUGCAUGUCAUGUAUGUUAGAUGAACAUAAAGGACACGAUACAGUAUCAGCUGCAGCAGGACGAGCUGAGAAACAGAAGCAAUUGUUGGAGAUGCAGGAAAAAUCUAAGCAGGCUAUCAAGGACAGAGAAAAGGAGCUUCAGAAGUUGAGAAAAGCUGUGGAGACUCAUAAGCAUUCUGCACAAACAGCUAUGCAGGAAAGUGUAAAAAUGUUUACUGAGCUGAUCAAAGCAAUUGAAAAAAGACAACUUGAGGUGACACAGCUGAUCAGAGAUCAAGAGAAAGCAGCUGUGAGUCAAGCUGAAGACAUCAUUAUGCAAUUGCAACAGGAGAUUGGAGAGCUGAAGAGGAGAGAUGCUAACCUAGAGAAGCUUUCACGCACUGAGGAUCCCAUUCAGUACCUCCAGAGUUUUCACUCUGUCCCAGCUGCUCCUGGACCUGCAAAUUUCACCACCACCACACACGGUUUUUCUCUAACUUUUGAGAAAGUGCUGAAGUCUGUGUCUCAACUGAGAGACAAACUAGAAACAUUUUUCAACAGCGAGUUUCAGAACAUAUCACCUGAAGUGUGGAAAUUACCAUUUAUGCUGAAUCUCUCCUAUGGCGAAUAUCAUGGGACUCAAGCCAUUCAUCCCAGUUCCCAGACCAGACCAAAAGCACAUCAGACUCAAAGCAGUGAAGAUGCAGAGAAAUUUUCCUUGGAGAAGAAGCCGACAAUGAAGGAGAGAAAGAGCUUGCAGCUGCCCCCUACCUAUUUUUAUGGUACUAGGAGAGAUUUAGGAACCGUGUUUGACAGUCUAAGUCUAGCGGACCUUGAAACAGAGCCACAAAAGCUUGAGGUAAACCCUGGAGAAAAAGAUGAGGAGGUACUUUUUAAGCAGUGGGCAAAACUGUUUAGAUGGGACCGUGAUCUUGACCAGUGGAAAGAUCGUGGAGUUGGUUAUAUGAACAUCCUCUUUCAUCCAGUGAAAAAGUACUACCGUAUCCUGAUGAGGCGUGACAAGAUUUUAAAAGUGUGUGCUAACCACAUCAUCACUAAAGACAUGGAGAUGAAAAGCAUGGCCAUAUAUGAUAACACAUUGGUCUGGAUGGCCAUUGACUACUCAGAGUGUGAUGCCAAGGUGGAGCAGUUUGCUGUCAAAUUCAAGACACCAGAUCUUGCUGAAUCCUUCAGGAAAAUCUUCACAGAUUGUCAGAGGAGUGGUUAUAUAACCAACCAUGAUGGCUCAGGUGGAAAGGAUAUCUACGGGGACGAGUUUCAGGAUGAAAACUUUGAAAUGCGCCACACAGGGCCAGGUAUACUGUCGGCCAAUCGUGGCAGAGAUACAAACUACUUUUUCAGAACAUUGAAAAAAAACUGAGCAUUUGGACUUCAAACAUGUGGCUUUUUGCAUUGUCAAAGACAAAGCUGGCAUAUGCAAGCAUAAUGUUGUUUUAUGUAAUGUAACACAACACUGUACAGAAAUGCAAUGAAGUAGGAAGUACAGAUAUUUGUUUAGGAUGUAGUGGAGCAAAAGUAAACUGUAACCAGUAACUUAAGUAAAGAUAAGUGAAAACUUCACUUAAGUACAAAUGUACUUAGUUACCUUGCACCUCUGUAUAAGUGACAUUACAGCAGUAAAAUAAGCUAGUAAUAGGGUUUAUGAUCCAGGCUAAUUUUAGCCAUUGUUCCAUAACAAAGCUAACAUUGGAAUUAUGUAUCACUGCCAAACACAUUUUUACAAGGAAUGUAACAAUUAUUUAAAUUAAUAUUCAUUGUUGCUAUAUUUAUUAUUAUUA
Messenger RNA from Clarias gariepinus (North African catfish), 2264 nucleotides. RefSeq lists its product as uncharacterized. Bases 188 to 1846 code for a protein of 552 amino acids. Gene Ontology annotation, biological process: intracellular transport. Gene Ontology annotation, molecular function: zinc ion binding. The record is from RefSeq and is a predicted model, not a curated record. Lineage: Eukaryota; Metazoa; Chordata; Actinopteri; Siluriformes; Clariidae. The transcript has 9 exons.